This is a messenger RNA of Peronospora farinosa, 1254 nucleotides long. The record is from the annotation of a GenBank genome assembly. Lineage: Eukaryota; Oomycota; Peronosporomycetes; Peronosporales; Peronosporaceae.
AUGGCCACGAAGAAGCGCAAUACAAACAAGCGACAUUAUGUACGGGGCAUUCCAGGGCGAGCAUCUGCAGAACGAGAGCGUCAUCUUAUUCGGCACAAGAAAAGUGAAAUUCGUAUUGUCAUUCACCGUCUGCGUGCAUUGAAACGCAUCGACCAUGUCGCAACUGUCGACGAACUCGACAAGUGUUUUCACGAAGUCCGUCGACUUGCUAUUGCACCAAAAGGGCUGGUUUCGGAAGCGUUCCGGAAAGAACUUUGGCCGUUCCUGCUGGGCGUGAAAGAAGCUACGUCAUUGGAGCGAAACGGUCCACUUAACAUCAAAAAUAAUACCAAAAAAGCGCAUUUGGAUGCCACGCAGGUGGAAAAGGACGUCGAGCGAUCUCUGUGGCACUAUGACGUUUUGCAACGAAUCAAGGAGAGCGAGCGUCGAGAUAAACGUCGUGCAUUAACACAGGUUAUAUUGAGCGUAUUGGACGCGAACGACGAGUUGUAUUACUUUCAAGGCUACCACGAUAUCGUAUCGGUGUUUCUACUAACGCUUGGCAAUUCGAAACUUACGUUGCAAGCUGUCCAGAAUGUGAGUGAAACGUAUCAGCGUGAGCCAAUGCGGCCGGGACUUGAGCAAGUAAUGGCGGCCACGCGUUUAUUGUUCCCAUUGGUGGAUGCGGCGGACGAGCUGCUUUUCCAGCAUCUGCGUGAGUCGAAGGUGGAGCCUUUCUUUGCGUUGCCAUGGAUGAUCACAUGGUUUGCGCAUCAGCUUAAGCGCUUCGAAGAUGUUGCUCGACUGUAUGACGUAUUUCUCGUGACUCACCCGCUUUUUAGUCUCUACGUGUCUGCAUCGGUUCUGCUCGAGUCGAGAGAGAAAAUACUGCGAUGCGAAUGCGACUUUGGCACGAUGCAUGGAAUGCUUUCGAAUUUGCCGCUUUCGAUGGACAUUGAGAAGGUGAUCGAACGUGCUCUUGUAUUGUUUCACCAACUGCCACCGGCACGACUCCGUCAGCAAAGCAAAGUUGAAUUUGCCUCUGACUCACACAUGUACUACUUCACGUAUCCUUUUGAGUACCAGCCUUGGCCCAGUGUGACCACGCCUGUGCUUACGGAAGUUCCGCCGUUACCUCCUCGUCGAUCGAGAGACAAAGCAGGCAGCAUGCUGGGCCCCUGGCAGACUUCUAUCGUUAUCACGACUGUAGCUGUUGGCGUCAUGGCAAUAGCGUCCGCGUACGUUUUUCGAGAUCGGAUCGGAAUAAGGAUGUAA